AAGCACUCAACAGCUAUACAAUCUCAACCAAUAUGACGGUAAAGAGACCACUAGAAGAUGAUUCAGAUAUCGAAAAUAUGGCUAUGGCCAACUGCUUAAUGCUCCUCACUCGUGUCGGAAACUCCGAUUUGACAUCAGAACCGGACCGGCUGUUUCGCUGCAAGACAUGUAACAAGCCUUUCCAGUCGUUUCAAGCUCUGGGGGGCCACUGCGCUAGUCACAAAAGGCUGAAAGUGAGCGACGGUCGAUCGCCUAUGAAGCCCAAGACGCAUGAGUGCUCCGUUUGUGGGCAGGAGUUUGCGCUUGGACAAGCUUUGGGUGGUCAUAUGCGGCGGCACCGUGACGAGACCACCGGAAAAAGUGUUCACACAGCGGUGAAGAAGGAAAGUGGGACGAUGGGUUUGUGUUUGGAUUUGGGUUUGGCGCCUUAUGAUGUUGACUUGAAGUUGUGGCCGAUUGUUAGUUAGUGAGGUACUAGUUAGGGUUUUCUACAAUGUUUCUUUUUGGUUCCUUUGUAUAUAGAAAUUUAUUUUUUUUUUAAUUUUGAGGAUCAGAUUUUGUAUCAAA
Messenger RNA from Helianthus annuus (common sunflower), 567 nucleotides. Its product is annotated as zinc finger protein ZAT12. Bases 33 to 467 code for a protein of 144 amino acids. The record is from RefSeq and is a predicted model, not a curated record. NCBI's taxonomy places the organism in Eukaryota, Viridiplantae, Streptophyta, Magnoliopsida, Asterales, Asteraceae. The transcript has a single exon. Gene Ontology annotation, biological process: response to chitin.